Molecule: messenger RNA, 2012 nt
Organism: Gekko japonicus
Lineage: Eukaryota; Metazoa; Chordata; Lepidosauria; Squamata; Gekkonidae
Gene: PROS1
Product: protein S (alpha)
Exons: 14
Coding region: 159-2012 (617 amino acids)
Cellular component (GO): extracellular region
Molecular function (GO): calcium ion binding
Source: RefSeq, a predicted model, not a curated record
GAACCUGGCAGAACAUUUCCCCGCUGCCUGCCUCGCUCCCAGGCACCGGGUAAACAGGGAAGCAGCAGCUCGGUGGCGCCACCCAGCGCCCCCCCCCCUUCCGAGCCCGGACGGAUCCCCCCUCCCCGCAGAGCUCACCGCAGCGACUUCCCUGAAGGAUGAGGCUUCAGUGCCUGUUCAUCGCCUGCCUCUUCGUUGCACCCGCGGUUCUCGCUGAGGCUAGGACAUUUUUAUCACAGCAUCAUGCCUCAGAGUUCCUGGUCCGAAAACGUCGGUCAAAUUCCUUUAUGGAAGAAAGUAAGAAGGGAAAUCUGGAGCGGGAGUGCAUUGAAGAAUUGUGCAAUAAGGAAGAAGCCAGAGAAGUCUUUGAAAAUAACCCUGAAACUGAGUAUUUCUAUCCCAGAUAUUUAGACUGCCUGGCCUCUCACCGAGCAGGACUUUUCAGGACAAUUCCAGUGACUUCUUCAGAUGUUCCAGUGGACCUAAGGUCUUGUGUGAAGGCAAUUUCAGAUCAAUGUAUUCCUCUUCCAUGCAAUGAAGAUGGUUAUAAAGAAUGCAGAGAUGGCCAAGCCACGUUUACCUGCCUCUGUAAGCCAGGAUGGCAUGGACAGAAGUGUGAAGAAGAUAUAAAUGAAUGUGAGGAUCCAGUAAAUAGAAAUGGAGGGUGCAGUCAAAUUUGUAUUAAUUUUCCUGGGAGCUAUCGCUGUUCCUGUGAAGAUGGUUACUUUAUGCUUCCGAAUAAACUGAACUGCAGGGACAGGAAUGAAUGCAUGUUAAACCAGAACAUUUGUGGGACAGCACAAUGCAAGAAUAUUCCUGGGAAGUACGAAUGUGAAUGUGCAGAAGGCUAUGCCUAUAAUUCAACUACAAAGAAAUGUGAAGAUGUGGAUGAAUGUGCCGAAAACAUUUGUUCUCAAAUGUGUAUCAACUCUCCAGGAAGCUACACGUGCUAUUGUGAUGGCAAGAAAGGCUUCAAGCUUGCUAAAGACAUGAAAACUUGUGAGCCUGUACAAGAGUGUCUCACACUGAAUCUUGAAACAAAUUAUGAAUUGCUUUACCUGGCAGAGAAAUUUAUAGGGAUUCCUGUUUUGUAUUUAAGGUUUAGACUGCCAGAAGUUACAAGAUUUUCGGCUGAAUUUGAUUUUCGGACCUAUGAUAAUGAAGGUGUUAUAUUGUAUGCUGAAUCUCCUGACUACACAGCAUGGAUUUUGCUUGCACUUCGUGAUGGGAAGAUUGAAAUUCAGUUCAAGAAUGAAGUAGUAACCAAAGUAACAACUGGUGGCAAAGCCAUUAAUGAUGGCUCAUGGCACAUAAUCUCAGUGGAGGAGCUAGAACACAGUAUCACUGUCAAAAUAGCCAAAGAAGCAGUGAUGAAUAUUAACAGCCCAAGAAACCUUUUUAAGCCAUCCAAUGGCUUUCUGGAGACAAAGGUGUACAUUGCAGGUCUGCCUCGCAAAGUGGACAACACUCUCAUUAAACUGAUUAAUCCCCGUCUAGAUGGAUGCAUUCGGGCCUGGAACCUGAUGAAUCAAGGGAAUUCUGGUGUGAAAGAAGUCAUCCAAGAGAAACAAAGUAAACACUGUUUGGUAGCUGUUAGAAAGGGGUCUUACUACCCUGGUACUGGAGUGGCAAAGUUUCAAGUUAGCUACAAUAACAGCCUCGCUGAUACGGAGGAUUGGUUGAUAAAUGUCACCCUGACCAUCCGUCCAUCUACAAGCACCGGCGUGAUGCUUGCGUUGGUUUCUGGGGAGACCGUGCCUCUUGCUUUAUCGAUAGUGGAGUCCAACUCAUCAAACUCCCAGGAACUCAUUGCAUCUAUUGAGAAUGUCAUUGUUGCCCGUUUGGAAUCAAAGAGGUUGUGUACCAGGAGAAGAGUGCUGGUGGGACUCAGAGUCAGCAGGCAGCUGCUUGAACUUACAGCUGAUUCACAUUCAGAUAUCACCCACUUAGAUCAACAGUUUGCUGCCUUGGACCAAGCAAUGAGGAGACCCAUUGAUACCUAUUCCUGGUAA